UAGGCUACAGAAUGGGAGUUGCAGCUUACCGGAGAGACGCGCGGGCUGCUGUUAGCGCAGAAUGGCAAUGACUAACGGCUUACUACCAUGGCACUGCUACCGGCUGUGAUUUCUUGGAUACCCCAUUCGUUGUGAAUAACGAAGGCUUGGUUCUGUGCUGAAGGCCUAUGUCCGGAUUCUGGUACUUCCGCUGGGUGGUAAGUCCGAGAACGGAGGGGAAUGCGAACAUCAUGGUGACCUAAUGCUGUCUGAGGCUAAACCUCGUUCAUUCACAAAGGAAAUCCCAUAAAGCUGUGUGUUGAAGGGUAUUCUCGCUCGUUCCUGUACACAGCCGGUGUGAACAGGCAGGAGUAAAGCGUCUUGUAGAUAUUGAUGUUAGGCCAUUGACAACUCGCCACAACAGCCAAGUCCCUUCGUGUCUGCUGAGGGAAACAAAAAUUACGUCGGCCGUGAGAUUUUUGAACAAAUAUUUUAGACAUUAUGGUAAAUUGUUGGCACACCACGUUAUUGCCCUGUGUGGCGGUCUUGUUCGUGUUGUUUCCACACUGGACACUGGCUGACAACACUGGAUCAAACUUGGACCAACUGUCCCUAGUUAGGAGGCUCGGCAGGUCAUUACAGGUCCAGCCCACCGAGAACAAACACGGCAAAACUUUGAGCCAAAAAUCUGUGUCAUUACCUGCGAAUAAAACUAAGAAUGUGUCAACGAACUCAACUUACUGGGUAGACGAGGACGCUCCGACGCAACACCUGAGGAACGCCGCUGAGGAAGAGGUGCCCCCUUCCCCGGUGGAGGAAGGUGUUAAUGAACAACAACCCAAAGAACUUCCCAUCGCUCUGAUCAUUGCUAGCCCUGUUGUGGCCGUCUUUAUCAUUGUAUUCGUCUGCGUGGCUUACUACUGUCAUUCUGCCCAGCUUGACGCCAGGGCACGGGAACUGGCCAUGCGCCUAAAAGCUGAUGAAGAAAUGGCACAAGUGAUGGUACAGGCCCCACGGCCUGUGAUCGUUCCUCACGACAACACGGACAUGGAGGCCGAACACACCAGCCUGCGGAGUGUCAAAACACAGACAUCUUCCGAGUCUAAGCGCGGGUAUACGCUGGAUAUGGAAAUGGUUCCCCUGUGACUUGGCCUCGGAAGACGUUUACGGGAUGCGGAUAUCGAGGGCAUGCGGAUAUUCAGAUUGUUUCAGCAGUAUGGCUAUAUUAUUACGAAUGUGAGUAUUCAGUGGCGGGCCCUAGGGCCACCGUAUGUUUUCGACGAAGGGGAUUGUUCAUGCCUGCGGAUUCCGGGGACACUGUGGUUGCCAUGGUGAUAACAACAUAACCAAGAUGGGCACUCAACCUUGGAAUACCUGUCAGUGCCCUACGAGCCCUAUCAGAGGAGAAUGGUAUAACGCUUGUAAUACAAUCAUCAGUGUGCAGCGUGUUGAUAUUUUACCCGAAACAACAACAACAACUAUGCAGAAAUUCACGUGAAGUCACGUUGUCGAGUGCUGCCAAUUGACCAGAAAGCUAUGCAGUUCUACAAAAUCGUGUAUUUCAAGUGCUAACGAAAUCCCUUUCAAAGUGAUGGUGCAAUGUUUGGAUACUGAUGCAGCGGUAAUGUUCUGUUAAUUGACUAACGGAAUGAAGAGUAUCUUGGUUACAACUUCUCCACGCGUCAAAGCCUAGCUGGGAGUUAAAGCAAUAAUUAGAAUGCAUUUGUUAUAAUCUCUCUCUCUCUCUUUUAAAACUACCAGGUAGCUGUCUACUCUUCCAAGUAUACAUUUGUCCUUCUUAAUGGAACACUUACCACCUAAUUGUUGGCACCACUCCAGUGGUCUGUAAUGGAACACUUACCACCUAAUUGUUAGCACCACUCCAAUGGUCUGUUUCAGUUAAUUUUUGUUUUCUAUUAGGUACACUUUUAAAAUGUGAUAAUUGUAUAUAUCUUAUUAAUGAAAUUAUAUAUGGUAGGUCUAUCGGAACCCGAUAGAGAGCUGGACGCUGUAAUUAUAUAGACGUUUUGAUUAAUCCUUUGUGCUGAGGCAAGGGCGAAAUCCAUGUAAUUGAAUCGGAUAAAGUAUAUAUGGGAACAUGAGGAUGAAGGGCGUAAAGUCCCGAACUGGCCCCAUACUAUGUGUAUGUAUGUGACAACCUUUCAUUCCGGAAGGCAGGCUAAGUCCACAAAAUACCAUUAUCAUGUUGCUAUCGACUGUUCGCCGUGUUGUACUUUCGGAACGGCUCGUACGGCAUGAGAGAGGGUAAGUAAAUGAGCUGGAUUAUUUUACAUAACCAAUGCUGUUUUGUCUGAAUGAUGAUAUCCUUUGAAAUCAAAGUAGACAAGUUACACAACAAAAACGGUUAGGGUGAUGUCAGCUCAGAGUGGCAGAACUUCCAAAGCAGUGGACUGUGCAAAACCAUCGAACUUCUUGUUAGUUGGGCGAAAACUUAAGCCAGUUGCAGUCGGAAAUUGGAAUGGAUAAGCUUGGAAUAUCUGGUGUCGGGAAAGUAUGUCAUUCCAAGAAUUUCAAAUUCGUGUUUUAACAACGACCAUGUCAGCUGUUUUAUGCUGGCGCAAAUGUAAUACCUCUACGAUCCUAGCAGCGCGACCUUCAUUUACUGUAGAUUUGCCUUGCUUGGAAACAGUGUCAUGGGUGCCAAAUGCCUGAUUUACCAAUAUACUAUGGACGUCUGCACAUUAACUGCUUUGACCUUUCGUAAUUACCACCAGACUAGAGUGUAGUUUGUAUCCUUUUGAAAUCUGAAUAUCAUGAGUAUCCUGGGAAGUUUGUAGAGUUUAUUACCAUCAGUGCCAGCAAAUCAAUUUCCAGUUAUAUUCUGUUCACUAAUCAGACCUAAGAAAGCUGUACGAUUUUUUUAUAUGAACCUCAUACAACAUACACAUACAAGAAUUAGACCGCACAACUGUUUGGUUGCCAUUCGAUGCUCUUACAUCAGCUGAACAUAUGUUCAGACUACACAGACUGGCCACCACACUGGCUGGAGCCUCCAGGUCUUUGAUGUCUGCGAUGCAUUGUGGAUGUGUGAACCCCAGUCUUGUGUUGUUUGGAACCGACUAUGCCAUUGUGCACUGUAUUCCCACUCUCUUGCUGAUUUUACUGAGCUGUUGUCGUUUGACAAAAUGACACCAGCAGUAUAGAGCAGGGGGCCAGGGUUGUGAAUAUCUGUGUGGUUAUUCCACGCCACAUUAAUCAAGAGGGUUAGACGUUACCUAUGUGCACAUUCAUACAUACUGCUAGUCUUAUAUAUAUAUGUACAUAGACUUUCAACCGCCUUAUUGCCACAAUAUACGUGGACGACACUUCACUUGUGCAUUUUACACGAUUGUAUAUAUAUAUAUAUAUAGGUUUGAUAGUUACUAUUUAAACAGGUGUUUUUGAUCUCUGAAUGGAGAUAAAAUAAGUGGAAAAUUUGCAAAGCCUGCCGUGUGAUGUGGAUAUCAGUAUAUCACUGUGUGGUAUACCUUCCCGCGAUAACAUAUUGAUAUACUCGUUGACCUGUGCACAUUAUUGACUCGUUAUUAUAUACAGGGCUGUCAAUAACACCUUAUGCCACAGAUUGUGGUAUGAUCGGCUUGUUGGUAGUCUCCUCCUGUGCUCUCAGAAGCAUCAUCGAUACGAGAGACCCCCAUCUGGCGUUUGUAAUGCUAUAUAUCCGCACCUCACCAGGCACAUGACCAACUGUCGCCGACACAUGCUGGCUGUCGGGAUAUCACAUAUUCUGAUU
Liolophura sinensis is the source of this 3730-nucleotide messenger RNA. RefSeq lists its product as uncharacterized. The transcript is spliced from 2 exons. The coding region runs from base 481 to 1125 and encodes 214 amino acids. NCBI's taxonomy places the organism in Eukaryota, Metazoa, Mollusca, Polyplacophora, Chitonida, Chitonidae. The record is from RefSeq and is a predicted model, not a curated record.